Messenger RNA from Gopherus flavomarginatus (Mexican gopher tortoise), 3427 nucleotides. RefSeq names its product nudix hydrolase 12 (gene NUDT12). The transcript is spliced from 7 exons. NCBI's taxonomy places the organism in Eukaryota, Metazoa, Chordata, Testudines, Testudinidae. The coding region runs from base 510 to 1889 and encodes 459 amino acids. Gene Ontology annotation, molecular function: NADH pyrophosphatase activity; metal ion binding; protein binding. The record is from RefSeq and is a predicted model, not a curated record. Gene Ontology annotation, biological process: NAD+ catabolic process; NADP+ catabolic process. Gene Ontology annotation, cellular component: cytosol.
GCAGCGCCCCAGGGAGCAGGGUUUGUCGAGCGCCCCGAACCCGUCCCGCCGCCCGUGCUGGGGGGACUGAGGCUCCCACCGUCCCAGCCCCGCCCUCACGUGAUCCGCCGCUCGCCUCUCAGCAGUGUGGCCCUUCGCGCCGCUGCAGGCCCGGCGCCCCCUGCUCAGGCUCCUGGGGGCUCGUAGCCGGACCGUUCCGCCUUAGCGGUGAUCAGACCAGAAACUGCCUAACGGAAACCUGGCUGGUGCAGCGCGGGCACGUGGCUUUUCCCUGUUGAAAAACGGUUGUCACGCAGCUGCCAGCGAGGUGCGGCUGUCACCUCUCCAGGGCAGCGUCAACAAGACCAGGAACGGACUCUGGCCCCGUGGUUCUCCUCAUGCUCUGUCCCAUCCCCCCUGGAAGGAAGCCCAAGUCCUGUCUUCCUUCUUUAAGAGUAAGGUUGGGUGGGGGUUAGCGCUUCCUAUUCCCGUUUCAUUGGCCUGUACAAAGAGGCUGGCAAGGUGAGACAAUGACAAACACUGAAAGGAACCCCAGGCACCAAAUGAUUUCUCAACUGCACAGUUUUGCUGCUACUGGAGACAAGAUCAGGUUGACAGCGCUAUGCAAUCAUUCUCCAUCCCUUAUCAAUGAAGCUGCUGAGAAUGGUUGGACAGCCUUGAUGUAUGCUGCCAGAAAUGGACACUUUGAGAUUUCACAAAUUCUUCUUGAAAAAGGGUGUGACAGGUCCAUUGUCAAUAAAUCGAGCCAGACUGCACUAGACAUUGCUAAAUUUUGGGGGUAUAAGCAUAUAGCUAAUUUACUAGCAAAUGUUAAGGGUGGACAGAAGCCUUUUUUCCUGCCAAACGAUACAAUAGAGUAUGAAAAUUAUUUUAGCAGGACACUUCUGGAUAGAAGGAGUGAUAAAAGAAGAGAUUCUAAAUGGUUAAACACAAAACAAAACCAUCCAGCCACAGUAUACAUCCUUUUCUCAAAUUUAAACCCAUUGGUCACUUUGAGUGGAGGGGAAGAUGGUUCCCAGCAGCCUGAAGUCAGGCUUUGCAGGCUGUGCCACAAGGAUGUAAAGGAAUACAUGAGCCAGACUGAAAAAGUCACCUUGAUUUUUCUUGGAGUAGAACUUCAGUUGUCUACUCUGAAUGGAGGAAUUCUGAAGGAAGAAGAUGAUGAUGGACUGGUUGCUUGGUUUGUCCUCAGCAUAGAUUCUACUUUUGCUGAACAGUUUAAACAGAAGCAUGAAGACUGUUAUUUUCUUCAUCCUCCAAUGCCUGCUCUGCUGCAGUUGCCUGAAAAAGAAGCUGGAGUAGUAGCCCAGGCCAGAUCUGUUCUAGCAUGGCAUAACAGAUACCAAUUCUGUCCAACAUGUGGCAGUGCAACCAAGAUUGAAGAAGGAGGCUACAAGACGAUCUGCUUAAAAGAAGACUGUCCCAGUCUUCAAGGUGUUCACAAUACAUCAUACCCAAGAGUUGAUCCUGUAGUGAUAAUGCAAGUCCUUCAUCCAGAUGGGAACCAGUGCCUUUUAGGCAGGCAGAAGAGGUUUCCUCCUGGCAUGUUUACCUGCCUUGCUGGAUUUGUAGAGCCUGGGGAAACAAUAGAAGAUGCUGUUCGAAGAGAAGUAGAGGAGGAAAGUGGAGUCAAAAUUGGCCAUGUUCAGUAUGUCUCUUGUCAGCCAUGGCCAAUGCCCUCCUCCCUAAUGAUUGGUUGCUUAGCUGUUGCAGUAUCUACAGAAAUUAGAGUCGACAAGAAUGAAAUAGAGGAUGCCCGUUGGUUCACUAGAGAACAGGUCGUGGACGUUCUCAUUAAAGGAAACCAGCGUUCGUUCUUUGUGCCACCAAGUCGAGCUAUUGCACACCAGUUGAUAAAACACUGGAUUGGAAUGAAUGCUAAUCUUUAAAUUCAAGGAACUGAGUUCUUAGAGUUAAAUUACUGUUUCCAGUGACUGCUAAUGUAAAUAAAUUUGAAAUAAUUGGUCAUUUUAGUGAAGUGGUGACCACAGUAGUUCUUGAGUUUCUUAGUCCUUUGACUCCUGAGAUAUGCUUGCACUCAGUGAUUCUUUUAAGAAAUUUGUUGGAGUGGGACAGUCACCCACUGAUUACCCUAAACAAAAAAAUCAACCUUAAAGAAUCAUUUUGAAGGUUUUUUUAUGAUCAGGUUAUUCUGCCCUUCGCUAUCCCUCCUUUUAUUUUCCAGCACUUGUCUGAGCUCUUCUAGAUCUACUAUUUUUGUUGAGACAUUAAGUUAAAAUCAGCCCUGAUGUAAGUUGUGACAUCUCCGCUGAUUAUGCCUGCUAUGUCUGAGAUUCUUUUCCUCUGUGUUUACCUGCAAGUUUGUUGUUUGUUUUUCCUUUUUCUCCCCUGUUUCCUCUUUCUUGUUCUAUACCUUCCUCGCUUUCCCUUUUUUUAUCCUCCCUCCCUUUUCCACGCUCUCCUCGCUUUUGGCCGUUGGUCACUCCCCUCUACCCCAAGGAACACUUAGCAUUACGUUCUAGCAGCAAUAUUUGGUUUUAAUUCUAGAAGCUUUAUUAGCAACAGGUAUCACAUGCUGGUAGUACAUUCAUUAGAAGCUAGGUGUGUAAUGCUUUUUAUAUUUUAUAUGAUUGGUGUUGCUGAUGCUAGAGUUUGAGCCAGCAAUCUUAUGUGGAUCCUGUCAACUCAUUAACAUAUUGUCUAAACAGUAUUUUAAAGGCCUUUUGCAAUAUUAGUUUGCAAUAAAUGUGGGUGAGGAUGGCUGCUCCAAAAGCCUAAAUAUUAGAUACUGUUAUAAGCAGCCACAGACUUGUUGACUGGUAGACAGCAAACAAGAUUGCAGUUGAUUGGCUUCUUUGGUCAGUGCAAAUUAGUGUAGAGACUUCAGAAGACAAGUAGAUUACUAGACAAAAAAGACACAAGAAUUAAUGACAUUUCAUCUAAAUACAAAAUAGUGUUUUUUAAAAUUUGAGAUGUUAAGGAAUGCUGUUUAUAUAGGUAAUAUAUAAUCAAAAAUGUUAGGUAACUUCAAUAUACCAGAUCUAAAUGUAAUGAAGAGAAGCCAGCAUUUUUAAACAAUAAAAUAUAAAUUUAGUGAUAUAUGUUUAACGUUAGUAAUUUACAGUACUGUUUCAGAUUUUGUGCCCCACCCCUUCUGAAACACUCUUAAUAUUUCAUACGCCUUUGGUCAGACAACACUCCCAGUAACAGCAAUAGCCAUUUAGGAGCAACAUAGCAAAAGGGCACCGAUACGUUGCUACUAGCAAGCAUCAUACUGGAAAGAUUUUUAUUUAAUAAACUGAUUACACAGAGAAUGUAGUGGUCUGAAGAGAAAUGCAAAUGACCUGAAGAAAUUGUAAUUAUAUAAGACUCAAACAUAGAAAUAGUGUAUUGCUUUAUGGGAUUCACUUAUUCAGAGUAAAUUAGAUGUCUUUGUAGAAAAUGUGAGACCAAACUUGACUUAAGU